Chlorella variabilis is the source of this 1377-nucleotide messenger RNA. RefSeq lists its product as hypothetical. Gene Ontology annotation, biological process: regulation of dephosphorylation; microtubule cytoskeleton organization; cortical cytoskeleton organization. NCBI's taxonomy places the organism in Eukaryota, Viridiplantae, Chlorophyta, Trebouxiophyceae, Chlorellales, Chlorellaceae. Bases 1 to 1377 code for a protein of 458 amino acids. Gene Ontology annotation, cellular component: spindle; centrosome. The transcript has 9 exons. The record is from RefSeq and is a predicted model, not a curated record.
AUGGAGACACAGGCGGACCCACAGCAGCGCGCGCGGCAGCUGGCCCUUGCGGUGCGCAGCCAGAUGGUUCUGACUGGGGAAGACGAGGAGGUGCUGUGGUGGCUGCUGCACCGCCACGCCGCCCCCGCCGCCGCCGCCGCCGCCGCAGCGGCCGACGAGCAGGGCGACGGCGGCGCGGGCAGCUCGGGCGGGGAGCCGGGCGCCGAGCCCUGCCUCAAUUACGACGAUUUCACGCAGGCACGCCUGCCGGCCAUUCCAGUGGCAGCCGAGUGCCGGGAGGCCAUGGGUCCCAGCGCAGACGUCUACUUCCAGGCCUCCACCUUCCUCAGGCUGGCGCGCGAUGCGGGCGGCUGCGUGCCAGCGGCCGCCAUCUUCCGGUACUGUGCGGCGCGCUCUGCACAAAUACAGCUGCGGCUGGAGCUUGGCGUGUUGGACGGCGCCUGCAGCGGUGCUCUGUCGCCUCACCAGCUGCGCGGCUGGCUGGCUCGCCGGGCCCCGCUGACCGCGUGCAGCGAGGCGCUGGUGGCGGAGGGCGACUGGUGCGAGGCGGUGGCGGGGCGCCUGCUGCUGCUGCAUGCGCGGCGCGGCAGGCUGCUGAUCCGUGACCUGGUGGGCAGCCCCGAAGUACAUGAGCUGGUCAUGGCGCUGCACGCCCUGGAGGCGGCAGAUGCGGCGGCGGCUGCGGCGGCGGCGGCGGCGGCUGCGGCACCAGCCGGGGUUGAUGGCGGGCCAGGUGGAGGCGGCCAGCAGGGUGGAGCAGCCGGGGCAGCCUCGGCGGCGGCCCUGGCGGCCGCGGCCAUCCAGCAGCAGCAGGGCUGGUUCUCUCCGGGCGCGGCGGCGGCGCUGCGCCUGCGCUUUGCUGAGCUGGACGUCGACGCGGAUGGGCUGCUGAGUCAGCGAGACUUCAGCCAGGGUACCAUGACCCAGCUGGCCAUCCAGCGCCUGUUUGCCCACCACUGCCGCGGCGGCGCCAUGGACUGGCCAGCCUUCUGCACCUUCUGCGCCGCCUGGGAGCAGCGCCACCACCCCGCCGCCAUCCGCUACUUCUUCCCGCUGCUGGACCUGCGGGGCGGCGGCUGCCUGGGCCAGGGCGACCUCUACACCUUCUUCCGGGAGGUGCACGCGCUGUGGGUGGCACUGGGGCAGUAUGCAGAGCUGCGUGUGGAGGAUGUGCUGGCAGAGGUGAACGACCUGCUGCAGGCGCCAGACCCAGACAGGAUCACGGCGGCAGACCUGCAGCGGUGCGGCGCCGCGGGCACCAUCAUCGGCCUGCUGCUGGACGUGAACCUGUUCUGGGAGUAUGAGAACCGAGAGGCGCUGCUCCAACAGCAGCAGCAGCAGCAGCAGCAGCAGCAGGCGCAGGUGCAGACGCCGUAG